GGAUUUGAUCAUUUUUAUACGCUGUUCGGGGAGAAAAAGGACUUUUGUUAGAAAGGAGAUUUCAGAAAUGGUUUUGGAUCCUCUAUAAGUGUUUUUAGAGUUCUUGGGGACAGUAGCUCUAACCUUGGAGUAAGUUUCUGCCUUUGACCUGCAUGGAUUAUUUUUUCAGGCUGCGGAAUUUCUCGGCACCUACCUGCAGUGUGGGGCACUUGGUUUGGUUGCAGAGUAAGAAGGUGGAAGAAUGAGCUGUACUUGGUUAAGCAGUUGAAACCUUUUUUUGAGCAGGAUCUAUAAAAGCAUAAUUGAAUUUGUUUCACCCCCGUGGAUUCCAGUGGGCCCGACAGCGCAACAGGUUUGCAGAUUUCUUUUGAAAUUCUUUUUUUUUUUCUCCCUCUGCCUCAGCAAAAGAAAAGAAUCUAUAUAACAGGUUCAUGUUCAGUUGCUUGGCUUUUCAGCACUUAUUCUGAAGACUUAAUAAGAUUUUUUAACUUGACCUCUGAACACAGUGGGCUUUGUGGUUGAAGUGCAUUUAUAUUUACUGAAGGGUGCACAUUUUGAAAUCUUAGAAUAAGAUUUUGUUUGUACAAAGACCCAAAUUCUCAAGUGUGCCUAGAAAUAGCACAGAUCUCCUCUACUCAGGUUUAUUUUUCCUUUUUCAGGGCAUUCUCGGUAGAGCCUUUAGACUAAUCACCUCCCCACUCCCUCUGUCUUUUAUUCCCCACCUCCUCAAGGAAUUUGAAAACUUGUUAGGAAUAGCCCUUUGUUUUACUUAUAAACCUAGAAAAUUACAGAUUAUAAAAUCUGGAUAAUAAAGUAGUUUCCAAAAGCAUCUCAUGGGAAAUCAAAGUGCUUGGCAUUCUCAAGCAAGAGAAUAAAAGCUGGAAUCUCUAAGAGAAAAGGAAAAUAAAGGCAGAAAUAUGAAUUUCAAUUGGGAAAAAUAAUUGGAAAGUGAACCUUUUCUAAAUAUUAUUCUAAUUAUGAAAAUUGGAAAAGGUUGUAAUGCUCAGGUUUAUCCUGGGAAUACAUGAAGACAUAAAUUAGGACCUAAUAUAGGCAAAUUUAGGUAAAACAUUAAAAAAUCAUAGUAUAUUUAAGUUCAUGAAAAGUGUUAAAAGUUCAGUGGGCCUAGAACUCUGGCUACUCUGAAAUACAGUUUAAUGUUGAAACUUUUAUGAAUGCAUGUUGUAGCAUCUCUGGGACAUCUCUCAAGGUGUGGCCUGAAACAGUGUUCCCCUCUCCUUCCCCAUUAAAAAAAAAAAUUCUGUGAUUUUUAGUCUUUUACCAUUGACAAAUUUUGAGGCGUAAAAGGGCCAUCUCUUCAUUUUCUGAGCUGGAGUUUUUCACUCUCACCUUUGAUGAAUGGCCUUAGUCGUUUACUUUGCCUUGUUUUGUUCAUUAACAUUGGGUUAGGGGCUCGAGAACUUGAUGCAUAUGGAAGACCAGCACCAAGCGAUCUGACAUAAUAAAAAUUCAGGAUGUGACAUUCAACCUCAAGCAAAGUUGGAAAUUCCAAAGAGAAGUGGCGAUAACUUUACUAAUCAUAGUGAAGAUGGGAGAAAAUGACAUACCUGAAACAGAAGUAGGCUGAGAACGCCUCCUUCCCUGCCAGACCAGGAAUGCCACCUGUUCUUGGGAAUAUACUUUAGAGAAAGGAAGGGCCAAAACUACGACUCGGCUUUCUGAAACCGAAGCAUAAAUUUCUUUUCCUCCGUUUGUCUGGAUCUGAGAAGCUGCGUUCGGUAUUAGCUAGCGGAAGCAGUAUGUAUGGCCGAAGUGCGUUGCUGCAGCUGGUAGCAUGAGUGGUGGCCACCAGCUACAGCUGGCUGCCCUCUGGCCCUGGCUGCUGAUGGCUACCCUGCAGGCAGGCUUUGGACGCACAGGACUGGUACUGGCAGCAGCGGUGGAGUCUGAAAGAUCAGCCGAGCAGAAAGCUAUUAUCAGAGUGAUCCCCUUGAAAAUGGACCCCACAGGAAAACUGAAUCUCACUUUGGAAGGUGUAUUUGCUGGUGUUGCUGAAAUAACUCCAGCAGAAGGAAAACUAAUGCAGUCCCACCCCCUGUACCUGUGCAACGCCAGCGAUGACGACAACCUGGAGCCUGGAUUCAUCAGCAUCGUCAAGCUGGAGAGUCCCCAGCGGGCCCCCCGCCCCUGCCUGUCACUGGCCAGCAAGGCCCGGAUGGCAGGCGAGCGAGGAGCCAGCGCCGUUCUCUUUGACAUCACGGAGGAUCGGGCUGCUGCUGAGCAGCUGCAGCAGCCCCUGGGGCUGACAUGGCCAGUGGUACUGAUCUGGGGUAAUGAUGCCGAGAAGCUGAUGGAGUUUGUGUACAAGAACCGAAAGGCCCACGUGAGGAUUGAGCUGAAGGAGCCGCCGACCUGGCCAGAUUAUGACGUGUGGAUCCUCCUGACGGUGGUGGGUACCAUCUUCGUGGUCAUCCUGGCCUCCGUGCUGCGCAUCCGGUGCCGCCCCCGCCACAGCAGGCCGGAUCCCCUUCAGCAGCGAACAGCCUGGGCCAUCAGCCAGCUGGCCACCAGGAGGUACCGGGCUGGCUGCAGGAGGGCCCGGGCUGAGUGGCCAGACUCAGGUAGCAGCUGUAGCUCAGCUCCUGUGUGUGCCAUCUGCCUGGAGGAGUUCUCUGAGGGCCAGGAGCUACGGGUCAUUUCCUGCCUCCAUGAGUUCCAUCGGGCGUGUGUGGACCCCUGGCUGCAUCAGCAUCGCACUUGCCCCCUCUGCAUGUUCAACAUCGUAGAGGGAGAUUUGCUUUCUCAUUCCCUGGGACCCUCUCGAUCUUACCAGGAACCAGGCCGGAGACUCCACCUCAUUCGCCAGCAUCCUGGCCACGCCCACUACCACCUCCCUGCUGCCUACUUGUUGGGCCCUUCCCGGAGUGCAGCGGCUCGGCCCACACGACCUGGUCCCUUCCUGCCAUCCCAGGAGCCAGGCACAGGCCCUCGGCACCACCGCCUCCCCAGAGCUGCACAUCCCCGGGCUCCAGGCGAGCCACAGCGCCUGGCAGUGGCCCAGCACCCCUACGCGCAGGGCUGGGGGCUGAGCCGCCCCCGAUGCACUUCGCUGCACCCCACUGCUUGCCCCGCACCCCCACGCCGGGCCAGGCCUCACGACAGCAGCGGGUCUGGAGAAAGCUACUGCACAGAGCGCAGCGGCUACCUGGCAGAUGGGCCAGCCAGUGACUCCAGUUCGGGGCCCUGUCAUGGUUCUUCGAGUGACUCGGUGGUCAACUGCACGGACAUCAGCCUGCAGGGCAUCCAUGGCAGCAGUUCCACCUUCCACAGCUCCCUGAGCAGUGACUUUGACCCCCUCGUUUACUGCAGCCCUGAGGGGGGGGCCCAGGGGGAGGAGACCCAGCCUAGUGUGACCUCUCGGCCCCAUUCUUUGGACUCUGUGGUGCCCACUGAGGAAACCCAGGUGUCCAGCCAUGUCCACUACCACCGCCACCGGCACCACCACUACAAAAAGCGCUUCCGGUGGCAUGGCAGAAAGCCUGGCCCAGAAACUGGAGUACUCCAGUCCAGGCCGGCCAUUUUUCGGACACAGCUCCAGCCAGAGCCGCCUUCACCUGAUCAGCAAGCUGCCAGAUCCAACCCAGCAGCCCCUUCCGGGCAGCUCCCCAACCCACAGCGGCCCAGGGCCCUCACCGAGCCAGCUCCCAGACCAGCUGACGCCUCCACCCCCAGCCCCAGUUCCAGCAGCCUCUUCCUCUUGCAGAAAUCCAGCCUCGCUGUCCGACACCCACAGAGGAAACGGCGGGGGGGUCCCUCAGAGCCCACCCUGGCCUCUAGACCCCAGAACGUGACUGCGCACCCAGCUUGCCAGACUCCUCCUCAUUAUGGCCCCAGCCUGGCAUACCCUUGGUCCCCAGAGGCCCACCCAUUGAUCUUCGGACCUCCGGGCCUGGACAGGAGGCUGCUACCAGAACCUCCAGGCCCCAAUUACCCAAGUUCACAGCCAGUGUGGUUGUGCCUGACUCCACGCCGGCCCCUGGGACCUCACGCAUCUGGGGAGGGGCCUUCCGAAUGGAGUUCUGGCACCCCAGAGGGCAGGCCAUGCCCUUACCCACACUGCCAGGUGCUGCCAGCCCAGCCUGGCUCAGAAGAGGAGCUUGAGGAGCUGUGUGAACAGGCCGUGUGAGAUGUUCAGGCCUAGCUCCAACCAAGAGCGUGCUCCGGAGGACUCGGGGCCCCACCUGGCACAGGGUCCUGCUCCUGAGAGAAGAAAGGACCUCCGAAAACACCCUCUUUUUUGCCAUACAUCCUGGAACCAGUGGAAGAGGAGUGGUGAUGGUGGGUGGCAGGAGGUGUUGUUGCCCGCUCCCAGCUCCAGACCUUGUCUGCAAACCAUCUGUGGGGCAGCAAGUCUGUGUCCAGCAGGCAAACAGCUCCCAUGUGGGCUGGCUCCCUUGCAGGCUGGUUUUUGUUUUUGUUUUUGAGAGCAGGAAGCUAGGUAUGGGUAGAUAGGUGUUAUAAAGGUGGUGCUCCUUCCUCCAGCCCCAGCAGGUCUCCCUCAUCCCAAGCCUUACGUUCAUACCAGAAAAUGGGUCCUGCUGAAUGCGUGACCCCUUCUCACCUCCUUCCUUGGGAGAGUCGUGCACACCAGCUUUGGCUCCUCCUUGGUAAGGGUACUGCAUCAGUGGCAUCCCUGGUUCUUAUCAUUUUCCUUCUUUGCCAAAAAAAAAAGAGAAAUAAACCCAGAAGCAUAGGUGAGCCCUGAGUCCUAAAAAGAGGGGCUUUGCAGAUUCUCCAGGCAGAGCCUGCCCUGGUGCAUAAAGGAGGAUGUUUUUCCCUUCUUGCCAUUACUUGUCAGAUCCACUAUAUUAAGUCACAGGGGAGGCUCUGGGAAGCCAGGGUGUGGAGUUCUGUCCCUCAGCUGGUACAGCAUCUUGAAGAGCCUGGGUUGAAGCCUCUGAUCUUCAAACUCCCUUGUCACACCAGCAGCCCCAGUCCCUCUGGGGGAGAAGGAUAGGGGUAGUGGGAAGGGAAUAACUCUUCCUUGGAGCUCUAUCUCAAAGUCCCAAAGUAGGCAGAAAGGAGAGGAUUUCUGCUGAACCUUAUUUAGGAACAGGGAGGAAGGAAUGAAGGUAGAAAAGGCAGAAUGACAGCUGAACAAAGAAUUUUCUCUGGGUGUCUUCUCUCGGUGCAGGGCUAGGGAAGAGGGGAGAACAAAGGAGAAGUAAUAUGCGGCCCUUGGGAUUGGUUGGUGCAGAGACCCAGCUUCCCAGUAUAAGCCAUUCAGGCCAGGGACACACAGGAAGGAGUGGAGUUGGAGCAGGAAGGCUGGCCUGGGUAGCUGGUACUGAGUGGGCAAAGGCUGAGGGGCCUCCUUAGGGUGACAUUCACCCCAGGGCAACUGGACCAUUGCUGGCCCCUCAGGCAUUAUCCCAUUUGGAAUGUGAAUGUGGGGGCAAAGUGGGCACAAGACCCCACCUGGGAAACUUCUUCCCUCAAAAGUCAGUGGGGAACUGGCACCUAGGCACCCACAUGGGUAUUUAUAUCUGAACAGACAAGACGCUUGAAUCAGGCACUAUGUUGAGAAAUGUAUUUAUUUGCUAAUAUAUUUAUCUAUAAAUAUGGUCUGGUCUCGUGGUUUUGUUCUGUCAUAACUGUCUCUCAGAGUAACAACUUUACGUCCUACAUCAGCAGAAAUAUGUUAUUUAUGAUAUCAGAGGCCAGGCUCUGAUUUACGAAAGGACGGAGUAGAGUGGUAGGUUUGGCAACAAGAAGUGGCUUGUAAGUCCCUAAAAGCAUGGUUUAGUGAGAUCAGGGACAGAAAGCAUGACUGGCUUCUCACUGUGGUUCAGUUUGUUAUCUGUACUAUUACUGUACUGCUUACUUCACAUUCUAAUUUGUGAUGCUUCAGUGACUUUCUUUGUGACCUUGGCCAGAUACUCUGUGCCUCACUUUUUCCACCCGUGAAAUGGGCCAGUUGUCGGAGAGCUCCCAUGAGGCAACAGCCUGUUCCAAAGUAGAAAGUAUGCAGUGACUGAGAACAUCUAAGCCCAGUUACAGAGCCCAGCUGAACACGGCAUGGGACCGGCACAAGCAGUACACCGGCCUUGAAGAAGCUCAGUUUCUAUGUAGGAGGCCUGGUUGGGAAGAUAGAACAGCAGGGCAUGAAACUAUUUAUAUCCAAAAGCUCCAAGUCAGAUAAACACAAAUGACCGCCCUCUGCCUACACAUGGGACUACUGUGAGGAUCAAAAGAGCCGGUGCCGUGUCGGUAUGAAUUCCACAGGGCUGCUCUUUUCCUCACAAAGCACAUUUUCCCCUUCUGCUUCUCCGGGAAAGGGUUUGGUAGAGGUGGUGGUUGUCGAGUGCCCAGUCUGAACCAGAGAGCAAGGCAUUUAGCUUUCUAAAGGGUGAAAUUAAAAAAAAAAAAAAAAAAAAAGACACAAACUCCC
Molecule: messenger RNA, 6412 nt
Organism: Camelus dromedarius (Arabian camel)
Lineage: Eukaryota; Metazoa; Chordata; Mammalia; Artiodactyla; Camelidae
Gene: RNF43
Product: ring finger protein 43
Exons: 9
Coding region: 1796-4147 (783 amino acids)
Biological process (GO): Wnt receptor catabolic process; ubiquitin-dependent protein catabolic process
Cellular component (GO): plasma membrane
Molecular function (GO): frizzled binding; ubiquitin protein ligase activity
Source: RefSeq, a predicted model, not a curated record